Messenger RNA from Thlaspi arvense, 969 nucleotides. Lineage: Eukaryota; Viridiplantae; Streptophyta; Magnoliopsida; Brassicales; Brassicaceae. The record is from the annotation of a GenBank genome assembly.
AUGGCUCUGUUCCGUCUCCAUCACCCACCUUACGUCUCUGUUCUUGGAUUUCUCCUCUUGUUGCUACCAGACUGUGGUGUCAAGUGUACGACGUUCACGCUAGUUAACAAAUGCGAUUUCACAGUAUGGCCGGGCAUUUUAUCCGGCGCAGGUAGCCCCAAACUCGACACCACAGGGUUUGAGCUCUCCAAAGAAACCUCUCGCACUUUCCGAGCACCCACAGGUUGGUCCGGUCGCUUCUGGGGCCGUACCGGCUGCAACUUCGAUGGCUCUAGUAGCACCACGAGCUGCUCUACUGGAGAUUGCGGCUCCGGAGAGAUGGAAUGCAACGGAUCCGGCGCUGAACCUCCAGCCACACUAGCCGAGUUCACUCUCGGCAUUUCUGGGUCUCAAGACUUUUAUGACGUCAGCCUUGUUGAUGGCUAUAACCUCCCCAUGAUCGUGGAGGGUUCCGGUUCCUGCGCCACCACGGGAUGCGUCUCGGACUUAAACCGGAAUUGCCCGAUGGAGCUAAAAGCCAAGAACGGUUUGGCUUGCAGAAGCGCCUGCGAGGCAUUCGGAACACCGGAGUAUUGCUGCAGCGGCGCAUAUGGUUCACCCGAUACCUGCAAGCCAUCGAUGUACUCUCAGGUCUUUAAAUCAGCUUGUCCUAAAUCGUACAGUUACGCGUACGAUGAUGCCACAAGCACUUUCACUUGUAGUGAUGCUGAUUACACCAUCACUUUCUGUCCAAACUUGUCCAGUUUGAAGUCUUCGAGAGAGCCACCUCCUGAAGAGACAGGAGAUGUAACUGGUCCUGGAACUGAGUCUAGUACAGAGACGCAACAAGCGAUGGAAGAAGAGUCUUUUGCGAAUUCCUAUCUUGCGGAUAUGGCCAUUGGGGAAUCGACAAGAAACACAGCUUCUUUUCUUCUCCAUUAUGCGAUUCUGCUUCCUGUAACAUUGAUUGUCUGCUGGAUCAGCUUGUAG